This is a messenger RNA of Ixodes scapularis (black-legged tick), 2671 nucleotides long. It is a transcript of the gene eIF3b, whose product is annotated as eukaryotic translation initiation factor 3 subunit B. Bases 395 to 2572 code for a protein of 725 amino acids. NCBI's taxonomy places the organism in Eukaryota, Metazoa, Arthropoda, Arachnida, Ixodida, Ixodidae. Gene Ontology annotation, molecular function: translation initiation factor activity; RNA binding; translation initiation factor binding. The transcript is spliced from 12 exons. Gene Ontology annotation, biological process: translational initiation. Gene Ontology annotation, cellular component: eukaryotic translation initiation factor 3 complex. The record is from RefSeq and is a predicted model, not a curated record.
AAGCACAUGUCGGUACGAUGCUCAUCCAGAUUGAAACGGGCAGGGGCAGGGAUUGAACUCUGAUCCCUGGGUUUUGCAUCGAGAGCUUUUACUCUAUGAGGCUGCCAUCUUGCUCGCUUCGGGUGCACUCGGGCGCGGCCAUACAGAGCCGUAAUCCGGAUAAGUUGAAUCUUGUGACAUGUAAAAAUGUGACCAAUCAUGGAAAAUAGGGAAGGGAAGGGAAAAUUUUGCCGGUUUUAGCGGUCUGAGCAUAUCACAAUCUGGCAACGCACCAAUGACGGCGACCUUGGCGCCCCUUGCGGCCAGCGCUGCAACUAGCUCUUCGAGGUCGCGCAUGCGCCGUGGUGGGCAGGUUUCUUUUCGGCUUUCCUGAUGGCCACGCUGGUGUAAAAUAAUGGUUGAGAAAGGAGACAUGGCUCGAAGUGAACAGGAUUUCGCGGACGAGCCUUCUCAGAAGGAUCCGCUCCAGAACGGCGAUGACGAAAAUGAACUGCCCAGUUUCAGUGAUCCCGAGGACUUCGUCGACGACAUCACAGAGGAAGAGCUCUUGGGAGACAUCCUCCAGCACAGGCCUGCCGAGGCGGACGGGGUCGAGAGCGUCAUUGUGGUCGACAACAUCCCCCAGGUCGGGAGUGAACGGCUAGAAAAGCUCAAGAAUGUUAUGAUGAAGAUCUACUCCCAGUUUGGGGAGAUCAACACAGAGUUUAUUCCCGUGGAUGAGACGGGGAAGACGAAAGGGUACAUGUUCCUGGAGUACAAGAACCCCCAGAGUGCACUGGACGCGGUUAAAGUGACCAACGGCCACAAGCUCGACAAGCAGCACUCGUUCGCCGUGAACCUCUUCACUGACUUCCAGAAGUAUGAAAAUAUUCCGGAGGAAUGGAAGGAACCUCAGCCUCAGCCCUAUGUCGACCACGGCAACCUGCGUCAGUGGCUGCAAGACCCGGACUGCUUCGACCAGUUCUGCGUCAUGUACUGUGGUGGGGAGAAGGUGGCCGUGUACCUCAACAGCAAUCCGGAGCCCACUGUCGUCAAAGACAGAGAGCGGUGGACGGACAACCUGGUGAUGUGGUCCCCCCUGGGCACCUACCUGGCCACCUUCCACCAGCAGGGCAUUGCCCUCUGGGGCGGCCCACAGUACAACCAGAUCAUGCGCUUCACCCACUUCGGGGUCAAGUUCAUAGACUUCUCGCCCUGCGAAAACUACCUGGUGACGUUGAGUCCACCGUCGCCGGACACGUUCCACCAGCCGCCGCGAGGUGGGGGCGGAGGACCCGGCGGUCCGGAGGAGGCCCAGGUGGUGAUCAUCUGGGACAUCCGCACGGGCAUGAAGAGACGCAGCUUCACUGCAGACCCAGAAAUGCACACGUGGCCCAUGUUCAAGUGGAGCAGCGACGACCGCUUCUUCGCCCGCCUCACUCAGGACAUGCUGAGCAUCUACGAAACGCCCUCCUUCGGCCUGCUGGACAAGAAGUCCCUCAAGAUACCCGGCAUCAGGAACUUCUCGUGGUCCCCGGUGUCGAACAUCCUGGCCUACUGGGUGGCAGAGGACAAGAACGUGCCGGCCCGGGUGACCCUGAUCGAGGUGCCCUCCCGGGUGGAGCUGCGGGCAAAGAACCUGUUCAACGUGGCCGAGUGCAAGAUGCACUGGCAGAAGUCGGGCGACUACCUGUGCGUCAAGGUGGACCGCUACACCAAGGCCAAGAAGGAGAAGAACGAAUGGAAGUACAGCGGCAUGUACUUCAACUUCGAGAUCUUCCUCAUGAAGGAGAAGCAGAUCCCCGUGGACAGCCUGGAGAUCAAGGACACGAUAGUGGCCUUUGCCUGGGAACCCGUGGGCAGCAAGUUUGCCAUCAUCCACGGCGAGAGUCCCCACAUCUCGGUCAGCUUUUACGGCGUCAAGCCGGGGGCCUCGGCCGUCCUGCUCAAGAAGUUUGAGCGCAAGCAGUGCAACCACAUCUUCUGGUCCCCCGCCGGACAGUUCAUCGUGCUCGCGGGACUCAGGACGAUGAGCGGCUCGCUGGAGUUUGUGGACACGUCGGACUUCACGGUGAUGAACCAGAACGACCACUUUAUGGCCUCGGACGUGGAGUGGGACCCGACGGGGCGCUACGUGGUCACAGGCGUCUCCUGGUGGCUGCACAAGACGGACAACGCCUAUUGGCUGUGGUCCUUCCAGGGCCGGGUGCUGCGCAAGUGCAACAUGGACCGCUUUUGCCAGCUGCUCUGGCGGCCCCGGCCGCCCUCCCUCAUCACGGAGGAGAAGCUGCGCGAGAUCCGCAAGAACUUCAAGAAGUACUCGGAGCAGUUUGACCUCAGGGACCGUGCCUCCAUGACCAAGGCCUCUAAGGAGGUGAUGGAGAAGCGAAAAAAGAUGCUGGAAGACUUCCGAGCCCUGCAAGAAAGGAAGGCCAAGGAGUACAUGAACAUGCGGGAGCUGCGCAUGGAGCUUAGGGACGGCGUCGACACCGACGAGCUGGACAGCAACCUGGAGGACCUGGAGGAGGAGGUGGUGGAGUUCCUCAUCAAGGAGGAAGAGAUCGUGACCGAGGGAGAUGCAGAUGAGGAGUGAGCCCGCAGGUCGACUGCAGCCCUUUCCGCGGGGGCGUGCGUCGAGAGCCAUGUCUCCUGGUGCUGUUGCAGCCGAGGGAAUAAAGACUUGUUUGACAUA